Messenger RNA from Symbiodinium necroappetens, 1866 nucleotides. The record is from the annotation of a GenBank genome assembly. Lineage: Eukaryota; Dinophyceae; Suessiales; Symbiodiniaceae.
GCAACCUUGCCAUUGCGGAGUUCACGGGCCAUGCUUCCCGUUCCGGCAGCUGUGGCCUCUGGCAUAGUUCUCCUGUCUGUCCAUGCCUCCUUGGCCGAAUGGGACUUGGAGGGCUUGUCCACGGCCUGGAUGAGGUGGAUUGAGAAAGGGUUUAAGAAGCCGGAUUCGCAGGAGCAGCGCAUGGAAGAUGCCCUGCAGAAGAUGAUGAUGGAAAACUACAGACGAGCUAUACGAUAUGUGGCACACUUUGUCGGAGCCCUGGUGCUGUUUGUCCUGUACCGGAUGCAGCAGCAGCCGGACUAUGUCACUGCAGUCCAGUUUGUGGCGGUCUUGGGGCAUUAUGUCUGCAUCUGGUGGGUGGCAAGAUCGCACCUCACCUUCAACACGUUUCGACUGCUGACGGUGUUGUCACAUGUAGGUCACACCGUCUUUAUCAUCAACACACACUUUGCAGAGGAAGCAGACUACAACUUCUUCUCGGUUGUCUCGGCGGCCUUUCAUGUGUGUGGGGCUGCUGUCAUUCACGACCCGCCUGUUAUGAUCCCAUGUCAGGCUUGGGUUUGUGCGGUGGAAGUUGCAUGCUACUUCGGGCUGGAGGGGAGACGCCGCAGUCCUCCGUGGCAUUUCCUUUGUGGUCAGGCUGUCGUCUUGGCCUUAGGAUGCGGAGUCUCAAUCAUGGUCCAGGAGUGGGCACGAACUUGCAUCAAAGCUUCAUUCCAGUCGGCCGACGCUAAUCUGUCUUUGGAGGGCUUCCAGCGAGUGUUGCGAGGUGUUUGCGAUGCAAACGUGCUGCUCGAUGAUAGUUUCCACAUCGUCGGGGAUAACACUCGCUUGAGACGCGUCCUGGCAACGCCCACCGAUCUUCAAGGCGUGAAGUUUACUGACCUACUCGAUCAGGAGGGAAGAGCGCAGUUCGAGAAAUUCGUCCGGAUGCCAUGCAAUGCAAGCCAAAACCCGGAAGAGAGGGAGGAACAGGACAAAACCUGCAGCAUUCCGCCCUGUCUGCGCGUCUCACUGCCCAGUGCGUACUCGCGGGUUGGCGUGGACAUUUUCCAUGUUCUGGUGCCCCGCUUUCUGGAUGCUGCAGGACCCCUCCACCUUCUGGCGAUUACGGAAGAUCCAGAUACGAGACUGCAGCCGGACGCAACUCUUGGCGCGAUUCCAGAAGCGCUCUGCAUGUACUCCGACGAGGACAACGAUACUGUGUCCACGGUUGCAGAGCAGGAGGCUGCCUCCUCAAAAAGCAGUCUGAGCAGUUCGAUGCUGUGCAGGGUACAUCCCGUUCCCGAGCUGCGCGAACUUACGAUGCUCGUGGAUGCCAGUACGGACCAGCAGGAUGUGAUGCAAGUGCACGCCAAGUUCAAGCGAGAUAAGAACCUGCCGAAUGACAUCCACUCGUGCAUGCCCUGCUUGCAGACAAUGCUCAGACCGUCGGAUUGGCUCAGCAUCCGCCUGCAUGUGGCGAAGUUUGCGCACGAACAGUGCCAGGUUGGUUCUCCAGACACACAUGAGCUGCCACCCGUGAUGCUUCGGAGGUUGGAUGACCAGAACCAGUUCCUGGCGGCCAACACCGUCAACCUCGCCCCGUGUCGCGGCCAGGAGCCAUCGAAUAAGUCUUCAUUGGUUUGGGUCUACGUCCGAGAUUUCGUGAAUGACGAGGCCAAAAGCCAGGUGCCACAAGUGUUGCUGCAAUGCAAUGCUUUCUGCGAUAUCUUCCCUCGUCUGCUUGUGGCCAAAGGGCUGCAGCAAGAAGCGCCGAACCUUCAUCCGCUGGCAGAGCUGCAAAAGAGUGUGCCGGAUGAGCUGCAACGACUGCACAAGGAAGGCUUCACUGUCAUCUACCUGCCUCUGAGCGAGCCGCCCGAC